Messenger RNA from Trichosurus vulpecula (common brushtail), 313 nucleotides. RefSeq lists its product as uncharacterized. The record is from RefSeq and is a predicted model, not a curated record. Bases 17 to 313 code for a protein of 98 amino acids. Lineage: Eukaryota; Metazoa; Chordata; Mammalia; Diprotodontia; Phalangeridae. The transcript is spliced from 3 exons.
GGCUGGAACCAAGGACAUGCCGGGGUUGAAGAGAUACGAAGUGGCGCUGGAGGCAGAAGAGGAGAUCUAUUGGGGCUGUUUUUACUUCUUCCCUUGGUUGCGGAUGUGGCGAAGGGAAAAGAGCGCAGCACCCCCCCAGAGGCAGAAGCUGGAACCCCUUCCCCGCCUAGUGAGCUGCCUGUCCAGGGGCUUGGGCCCCCACCCCUCCAGGCGAAGCAGUCCCCGCCGUCCGGCAAUGCCUCCCCGGGGGACCCAACAAGCAUCAGUCUAUCGGGCCGGGGCUCAGCCGCUCCCCAGCAGUGCCGUGGAGUAA